AUGGCGUCCGCGACGCCUUCGGCGCACCCAGCCAGUUCACCACCGCAACAUGGAGGCGCACCCGUCAAUCCCUCCUCUUCCCCCGCGAAGCGUGACCUCAAGUCCUGGUGGAAGAACUUUACUUUGCCGCGCAGGAAUCAGGAGCAGACUGAAAUGCAGAAAGCCCCAGGGAUCUUCGGCAUCCCACUACGACAGAGCAUCCAGUACGCGAACGUCGCCAUCUCGCUCGAGGAGAAUGGACAGAGCUACAUCUACGGCUACGUACCCAUCGUCGUCGCAAAAUGUGCAACUGGCGUCGAAGGAAUUUUCCGUCUAAGCGGCUCGGAGAAGCGCAUCAAAGAGCUCAAGACCGUCUUUGACUCACCCGAUCGUUAUGGCAAGGGGCUCUCGUGGGACGGAUACACCGUUCACGACGCAGCCAACGUCUUCCGCCGCUAUCUGAACGAUCUCCCAGAACCUGUUGUUCCGCUCGAUCUCUACGAGAAAUUUCGCGAGCCACUGCGCGGAGCUACAAAGCAAGCCGUCGGCGAUGCUGAGGGACCUCAAUACAUUGACAAUUUCGACGAGAAUGCUGCCAUCGAGAAGUAUCAGAAGCUGAUUACGGAACUGCCUCCGCUCAAUAUGCAGCUGCUCCUUUACAUUCUUGAUCUGCUCGCCGUGUUCGCAGCGAAAUCUGAGGAGAAUCGGAUGACAUCCCAGAACCUAGCAGCCAUCUUCCAGCCAGGCAUGCUUUCGCACCCUGACCAUGCCAUGGCCCCCGAGGAAUACCGUCUCAACCAAUGCGUCAUCAUUUUCCUCAUCGAAAACCAAGAUCACUUCCUCAUUGGCAUGCACGGCACCGCAGCGGACGAGACCACGCGCCGGCAAAUUGAAUCCGGGCCCGGGGUCCCCCCUGUGACACCCACUGCGGCCUCCGCUGGUGUCACGCGAUCUGCUUCAAACGCGAGUGCUGGCGCUGCUAGUGUUCGUCGCGAGGGUCAGAUUCGGCGCAACCGCUCAGUGAACUCGCGCCACUCGAGGAAAGAGGACAGCACUGGCCCUAACAGCCCGGCGCUCAGCAUGACGCCGACUGGUGGCUUGGGCAGAAGCAACACUGUUCCAUCCAAAAAGUCACCAGCCAUUCCCGGAGGCAAAUUCAGGCGGCCAGACAACAGCGCUGGCCCCCAUUCGCCCUCCGCCUUGGAACCGCUCACCCAGUCACCACCAUUGGACACGCACCGGAUGUCCGAGCAGUCGAGUCUCGCGGUUCCAGUGGGUACAGCCACGAACUCUUCUCAAGAUGCUGACCGCAGUCAAGAGCGACUGUUGAGCGUACCCCAAGAUCAGGGCGUACUUCAAAAGGAGCGCAAUCUAUCUGGCCUCUUCAACAGGUCUCCAACCGAUGACAGUAGAAGGCAGCCCAACAAGCUCAAGAAGAAGAGGAUACCUGGCAGCAUGAGCCAAAGCGCCCAAAGUUCGAACACCUCGCUACCUCAGAGCGGACCACCCUUCUCGCCCACUGCAGAGCAAAGCAACCCACUAGAACAGACGGCAACCUCUGAGAUGAAGCCUUCCCAGCCCCAGCCACUCGCGGCUCACCCAGUCAACGAGGCGUCGAGUGACGUCCCUGUGAUGCCCUCUACCCAGGGCGAGAGCGCCCGCACCGAGAACUUUUUGAGGUCCCAGCAGUCGCCUUCCACUUCUUUGCAUUCCUCUUAUAAUGACACAUCCGACCGAGAAAAGGGAACAGGGCUGCUCAAUGGCAGAUCUAGCGAGGACAGGAAAGGCACCCAUCCCAGGAAAUCGACCGACAGCAGACCUUCCAAGCACGCCGAUACCAGCCAGACUUCUCUACAAAGCUUUGGUGGAAGACCGAAGGAAAGCUUCACUGGAGAGUCUUCAGAGGCGGCAGCAGCCAGCGCUGACACUCAGGACUCUGGCAGGGACGAGCCUAAAGGACCCCUGGGCUGGAUCCGCCAUAAAUACCGCGAGGCCAAAGAGACAGCCGAGCAACGACGCAACAAAUCGCCCCCGCCGUCCGACAAUGGAGCAGCUAGUUUUCUGUCAAGGGGCAAGAGUGUCGACAUCAAGCGGGAACCGCUGAGUGAGAGACGAGUACCCUCUGGGUCCGAGAGGAGAGAAGUAACUGGUACAGAGAAGGCCAAUGAGGCCAUCGCAGAAGAGUCUCAGCAGUCACUUGCGCAACCGGCCGUUGAACUUGAGGGGUCCAGCCCUUCCGCGGAUCGCGAGGCGGAAGCUCCGGCCGAGUCCACGCCAGUGACGACAAUCAAGGAGGAGCCUACGACGGUACCGGCAGAAUCGCCUGGAGCACCAACGGAGCCCACCCCGCAUGCGCCUACCAUCGACACCGUUGUUGAGCAGCCAGCGGAUGGCCAGAAGCCGGACGUCGAAGUCGCUCACACGGAGCCAGCUCCUAACCCUGAAGCCCAUGUCGACUCUCCGACCCCAGGUGUCGCUGCUGUUACAGCGGCGACCGAGGCUCCCAAACAAUGA
Messenger RNA from Emericellopsis cladophorae, 2493 nucleotides. RefSeq names its product Rho-GTPase-activating protein-like protein. The coding region runs from base 1 to 2493 and encodes 830 amino acids. Gene Ontology annotation, biological process: regulation of fungal-type cell wall organization; signal transduction; activation of GTPase activity. Lineage: Eukaryota; Fungi; Ascomycota; Sordariomycetes; Hypocreales; Bionectriaceae. Gene Ontology annotation, molecular function: GTPase activator activity. The record is from RefSeq and is a predicted model, not a curated record. Gene Ontology annotation, cellular component: cell cortex. The transcript has 3 exons.